AUCGCAGGGCCACGACGCUCGUACCAGCCGGGCCGCGCGAGCGGCUUAGUUGUCUGUCGUUUAGUAUGAGUUCCGCCGCCACAGCCAUGGCGCCAGCAAAGGUUCUCUCCGCGCUCGUCGCACUCGGUGUGAUCAUGAUGGCAGGCGCACAGUCCCCUGCGACGGCACACUGCCCUCCCUGCUCCAAGAUCCGGCUGCCCGUGUGCGGCGUCGACGAGGAUGGGGAGAUAUGGACGUUCCCCAACAGCUGCACCAUGCUCUGGUGCAACUGCAUGCUGCGUGCCGCCGAUUCCGACAGAAAAUUCAAGGAGCUGAAGUCCGGCAGCUGCGAGGGAAACCCGUCUAACGAGACGGAAAUACCAGAGUGCUUCCCAGAGAUGGAGACGACCACCGAGUCGACAGACGACGACCCUGAGAUCCGGAUACUGAACGCCACGAAGGCGACACCAGCUGCGGGGGCGGGUCUCGCGCCCGGCGCCGUCCUGGCAGUGGCGGCGGUCGUCGCGACGCUGGUGGCAGCCGGCGACUUGUAGCGGCGACUUGUAGCGGUGACUUGUAGCGGCGAAUUGUAGCGGUGCCCUGUGGCGGAGAUUUUUAGCGUCGCCGGUUCUCUGCGGCUAUGCUGCUCGCUCCACUGCAGACAUUUCCACACGAUUCACCCACCAGAUGCUGUUCCCGUACUAUAUUAAUAAAAUUGGUCAAUUUUUUUCAAGUUGUGACGUAGUCACAAAAAAUGUUUCUAGCGAUCCAAGAAAAUAUUUGCUGUAAUAUAGUUCCAGUCUUGUUUAUUUGUAGUCAAUUUAUUAACUACGGUCGGCAAUGACCAUCUUCAGGCCUGUGUACAAAUGUGUUGCAUUACACAUAUCACACAUAAUGACGUGAUAUGUGUAAUGCAACACGUUUCUAAUCAGUUCUGAGCAAGGCCAUUAGCAACCGAAAUUAAUAACCUCAUUAAAAAUAAACAUUCUGGUCCAAAACAGGAAUUUUAAUAAAGCAGUAUUUUCAGUUA
Molecule: messenger RNA, 1009 nt
Organism: Schistocerca nitens (vagrant locust)
Lineage: Eukaryota; Metazoa; Arthropoda; Insecta; Orthoptera; Acrididae
Exons: 4
Coding region: 66-533 (155 amino acids)
Molecular function (GO): protein binding
Source: RefSeq, a predicted model, not a curated record